This is a messenger RNA of Capronia coronata CBS 617.96, 1623 nucleotides long. RefSeq lists its product as uncharacterized. NCBI's taxonomy places the organism in Eukaryota, Fungi, Ascomycota, Eurotiomycetes, Chaetothyriales, Herpotrichiellaceae. Gene Ontology annotation, biological process: transmembrane transport. Bases 1 to 1623 code for a protein of 540 amino acids. The record is from RefSeq and is a predicted model, not a curated record. Gene Ontology annotation, molecular function: transmembrane transporter activity. The transcript is spliced from 6 exons.
AUGAAGAGUGAAAGUGGUUUCCCUGCAGAUGCGACAGCUGCAGCUGUCAUCGAAGAAAGUGAUGCGUCGAAUGUUCGCCACGAUCCUUCGGGACGACCACUGAGCCCGACUCCGACAAACGACAAAUACGAUCCACUCAAUUGGACGACGUUCCAGAAGUACAAAUGCAUCUUCGUGGUGGUUUUCAGCUAUUUUAUGCUCACCUACUUUACCACUGCUCCCAUCCCAUCCUUUGGGUUUCUGGAGACGCAGUUGAACAUCGACUAUUCACAGGUCAACUGGACUUUUUCAAUUCCGUGUCUUGGUCUUGCUACUGGUCCAUUGAUCGUCGGUGCUCUGGCUGAUACCUAUGGAAGACGUCCCAUAUUGAUUGCGAGUACGGCGCUUGCAGUUGUCGCAAGUGGUUGCACUGCUAUCAAAUCAAUCAACUAUGGGGGCUAUAUGGCGGCUAGGUUCUUUCAAGGCCUUGGUGCUGGCCCUGCUGCAAACAUUGGUCUCGUCAUCAUCAAUGACGUCUCGUGGGAACAUCAAAGGGGAUUCCGAGUCGGCCUGUGGACGGUAGCGGCGAAUUUGGGUACAUGCUUGGGUGGUGUCUUCGGUGGCCUUCUUGCAACCUCGGGAGAGUGGGUCGCAUAUCAUGUUACGAUACUCUUUUGCGCGCUUUUACUCUGCCAGUGCUUCCUACUGCCAGAGACACUAUACCCACGCACUGCUGUGGUGCUCUCAGAGCGCCAAAUGUUGGCUUCAAGCAGCACCAUCGUCAAUGGCUCCGAAUUGAACAUUCCUCGAACCACGCAAUUGGGUUAUCUGCAUCUCAGGAAAGUUCCUGGCGUCCCGCAUCCAAAACCAUGGUUGACGAUCAUCCAAUUCUUCGUCCUAUUCAAGUAUCCCACCAUAGUGAUCAGUGUCAUGGGUUACUGCUUCCUGCAGUACUGGUGGAUUACCAGCAUCACUACUCUGGUUCCAGCUGCGUACGUUUACGACUCACCGGCGAUUCAAGGUGCUCUUCUUAUUGGGUUGCUUGUCGGUCUGCUUGCGGCCGAGGUUGUUUGCUCGGGUCGUUUGAGCGAUAGCAUUGUCGUGAAGCUUACUCGCAGGAAUGGUGGCGUGAGAGUUCCUGAAAUGCGAUUGUGGCUCGGUAUGCCUGCAGCGGCGAUCUCAUCUGUCGGCCUGGUUAUCUGGGGUCUCUCGGUCGAAAGGUCCUGGCAUUGGAUGACCGGACAGGUUGCGUUCUUUUUGUAUGCCUUGGGACUGCAAUCGGGAAACACGGUCCUCUCCGCGUACAUCGUCGACAACUACCCUGACUAUGCGAACGAGGUCAUCACAUUCUAUUCUGUCAUAAUCAAUCUCUCAGCAUUCAUCAACCCAUGGUUCAUCUACGACUGGGUCGAAGCAUCAGGCUACAUCUGGACCUUCGCCGCCCAAUGCAUCAUCUGCUCCUUCGGUCUGAUCCCAUGCUAUAUCUUCCUGCAGAAAUUCGGCGCUCAACUGCGCGCAUCAAGACCGAUGUACAUGAAACGCGUCGACGGUCUGGCAAUCGACGACCAACAAGCCGCGGUGCCGGUGCACGAUGCGAGAAACAAGAGCGGUGAAAGUUCGUUUGCGGAGAAGGAGAAGGAGUGA